AUGAGCGAAGACGAGCGGAUCAUCAACAGAUGGUAUUUCGACGUCUGCGUGUUCAAAGCGCUCGAGAGUUUCAGAAAUGGAGACUACGCGAUUUUCGCCAACAUCAUCAACGUCAUCGAGAGUAUGGUGGUGCUGCCCAUGGAUGGACACGGAGACACCGUCCUCAAGCUGCGGGUCAUGCAGUUCCUGUCCAGGAUCAACAACGGAGACAAGCUGGAUCUGACGUUCGAGGAGCCCAAGACGCCGCUGGAGUCGGCUCUGGGCGUCCUGGAGUCCCUCUGCAGAGAGCUGGACGUCCCGCAGCGGGAGCAGCAGCGCGUGCACAACGCCAUCACCGAGAUGCUCAUAAUCGUGUGCAUCAAGAGUGGAGAGUUCGAGAAGGCCGAGGAGAUCCUGAAGAGACACUUCAGCGCAGCCGCAGAUUCGUCUGGGAAGAAGAAGCUGCUGGUGAACCUGAUCCGGAGGAGACGCUCGUCUCACUCGGUGCUGCAGCUCAGCUCCUACAGCCGAUUCAAGCAGGACAUGCUGGAGUUCAUCGAGCGGCUCUACUGCGUCCCCGAGCCCUUCCUCAUGCAGAUGCUGAAGCGUGCCGGACAUCUCCGCGCGUCUGCUGAGCCGAUGACAUCAUCACGGGAGGGGCGGCGCUCCACGCAGAAGCCCAGUGCAGCAGAGGAUCAUGGCGGCGUGUCGUCUGCGGCGCGGGUGCAGCUGAGCUUGCAGAGCCUGCGUCAGGUGUACGGCGAGCUGAGCGGGGAGUGCGGCGUGAGCGUGCCGUUCUCUCAGCUGCUGGAGGAGGUGGAGAUGGAGGCGCAGCAGCAGAGCCGAGAGACGCCCAGUGUCGAGCUCCACCUGGCUCUGUCCGAGACGCCCAUGGAGCAGAUGGAGAGAGCGGCCGAGGACGAGCCGCCCGCCGCACACAAGCCUUACGCCGGCAUGACCAUAUCGCGCUUGGUCAUGGAGGACGACAGCCAGCUCAGCGAAGACGACUCGCAGAACGACGUCACCGCCGCAGAGGAGGAGACGCAGAUCAACGGCGGCCCACCUGACCGGCCGUCCCCUCAGAGGGUGAUUAUUGGCAGUGAUCCAGAGUCGGAUGAUCCUGAGGUUCAGACUGUCAGACGAACGCCCACAGACGAGCAGCGUGAGAACAGGGUGAUUAUUGGCAGUGAUCCAGAGUCGGAUGAUCCUGAGGUUCAGACUGUCAGACGAACGCCCACAGACAAGCAGCGUGAGAACAGGGCGGUUAUUCGCAGUGAUCCAGAGUCGGAUGAUCCUGAGGUUCAGACUGUCAGACGAACGCCCACAGGCAAGCAGCGUGAGAACAGUGUCAGUGAAUCGACGUGUGUGUCGAAGGUGCGUUCAGCGGCUCAGCGCUCGACUCGCAGCAGCCCUCCGCCUGUCGGAGACGCUCACAGAAGUGGUGGUGAAUCGAGCUCAACUCCUGCGCGUCACCUGAGCAUCACUCCAUCUGUCAGACGCUCAGACAAAAAAACGCACAACAAUCGCAGGACGAUUGUGUCCAGCGAUGAGGAGCCUGAGGAUCAUCCGUCUGACAGACGCACAGCCGGACAGGAGCCGCAUGACGACAGUGACCCAGAAUGUGUGCUGGAGGUGCGUCCAGCGGUUCAGAGCUCGACUCCUGCGCGCCGCAGCAGAGACGCUCAGAGCGGUCACAGGUCCCGUGUGUCCAGCGAGUCGGAGUCGGAGGUUCACAGCACUCGCCCGCAGGUGCGCAGCUCUCCAGCCGACAGCCGCUCGUCCACCGGAGGGAAGCACAGCGCCAAGAGGGCCCGAUGGCGAGACGCGUCAGGGACGCAUGAGGACUGGAGCGACGAGGAGUCUCUGUUCAGCGCCGCUUCAGGUCCGUCCCGCAAGAAGAAGUCCACCAGGAAGCUGUGGACGCUGCAGGAGUCGGACUGGCUGAAGGAGGGUGUGCGGCGCUUUGGAGCGGGACAUUGGGAGCAGAUCCGCGCAGCCUUCCCCUUCACGGAACGCACAGCCUGCAACCUCAAGGACCGCUGGAGGACCAUGGUCAAGCUCAAGAUGGUGUGAGAGUCACACGUGUGCCUUUGACCUCAAUCAUAUUCAAAAGAGAUUUUAUACCGAUGUUCAGAAACUGUUUUAAAACACCGCGUGUGUGAGAGGUUUUCGUUUCUUAUUAAAUGUUCGUUAUGUUCGA
Messenger RNA from Megalobrama amblycephala (Wuchang bream), 2179 nucleotides. RefSeq names its product telomeric repeat binding factor a (gene terf2). Gene Ontology annotation, molecular function: G-rich strand telomeric DNA binding; telomerase activity; protein homodimerization activity. The record is from RefSeq and is a predicted model, not a curated record. Lineage: Eukaryota; Metazoa; Chordata; Actinopteri; Cypriniformes; Xenocyprididae. Gene Ontology annotation, biological process: protein localization to chromosome, telomeric region; telomeric loop formation; regulation of telomere maintenance via telomerase. Gene Ontology annotation, cellular component: nucleus; shelterin complex; chromosome, telomeric region.